AUCUACGUUUCCGACCGAGCAUUUUAAAACAGGAACCAAAUGCUGAUACAGAGACUACACGUUAACUUUUUGGGAUUUUAUUUGAGUCUGUAACGUAUUUCACUGCACUCACUUUCUCUUAAAUCAGUAGCUGCGUUACACACUAAAAGGCGAAGCAGGUGAGAAUCAGCAAAAAGGCGAAAACGACUGCGAGAGAUCGCGAUCAUGAUUCUGGUGGACCCUGGGCUGUACAUCGGCACUGCAGCUAACCUCAACGACCACCAGGAACUGGUCAGUGCGAACAUCAGUCACAUCCUGUCUGUAGAUUCUGUAGACCCCAGCCCACUGUUUCCUGAUGAUAGAGCCUUUGUUAGGAAGUGGAUUGAUGUCUUAGAUGAAGAGACUUCUGACCUCCUCAGUUACAUGGACACCAGUUUCGGGUUCAUUAAAGAGGCUGUGGAUGGUGGCCGGGCUGCACUGGUUCACUGUCAGGCUGGUCGGAGUCGCAGUGCCACCAUUGUUACUGCUUAUCUAAUGAAGAGAUACAAACUGGGAUUCACUGAGGCUUAUCACAGACUAAAGAGCCUCAAACCAGAUGUACAGGUCAACAGUGGUUUUGAGGAGCAGUUGUGUCUGUACGAAGCAAUGCAGUGUGAGGUGGAUACCUCCAGUCCUCUGUACAAACAAUACAGACUAACCAAGAUCACUGAAAAAUACCCUGAGUUACAGAGGGUGCCUAGGGAGGUGUUUGCUGUUGACCCUGCCCACUCCAGCUCCUCUGAAGCAUCCUAUCGAUGCAGGAAGUGCAGUCGAACUCUAUUUCGUGGCUCCAGUAUUCUCAGUCAUUUAGUAGGAGAAGGAGCUUCGGCCUUUAGUCACAAAAAGGCCAGUAACCUUACUGGAGAGGUCCAGUGUACAUCAUACUUUAUUGAGCCAGUGCAAUGGAUGGAGCAAGCCUUACUUGGAGUGAUGGAUGGACAGCUGCUGUGUCCUAAGUGUAACUGUAAGCUGGGCUCAUUCAGCUGGUGUGGAGAUCAGUGUUCGUGCGGCCGUUGGGUCACUCCCGCCUUCCAGUUGCACCACAACAGAGUGGAUGAGAUCCGGCAGCUGAACAUAAUGAAAUAGCACUUCCAUAUAGUCUGUAAGAAAGGGAAUAAUCAUCACGAAUAAAGACAUACUCCAGUUUGUAACAUGAAAAAGUGAUUCAAUUUAGAAUGACUGAUUUGGAUGAUUAUCUGAAAUACAUAAUGUAAAUAAAUAUUAUCUAAGAACUGUUGCAGGUACUUUUAUGUUUCACUGAUUAGUAUACAACAGUACUAUGUGUGUAUCUGUUUUUUUUUUUCCUACCAAAAACUAACAAAUAAAAAAAAAAGAAGAAAAUGUCUGCCUUUCACACAAAAAGUGGACCAUAUGUUUCUUUUGAAUUUGAAUAUUUCAUGUUUAAGCUAUUAAAAGGAGCAAUGUGUAA
Oreochromis niloticus (Nile tilapia) is the source of this 1447-nucleotide messenger RNA. It is a transcript of the gene dusp12, whose product is annotated as dual specificity phosphatase 12. The record is from RefSeq and is a predicted model, not a curated record. Gene Ontology annotation, biological process: protein dephosphorylation. The coding region runs from base 205 to 1104 and encodes 299 amino acids. Gene Ontology annotation, molecular function: protein tyrosine/serine/threonine phosphatase activity. The transcript has 8 exons. Gene Ontology annotation, cellular component: nucleus. Lineage: Eukaryota; Metazoa; Chordata; Actinopteri; Cichliformes; Cichlidae.